This is a messenger RNA of Paraglomus occultum, 1776 nucleotides long. The record is from the annotation of a GenBank genome assembly. Lineage: Eukaryota; Fungi; Glomeromycota; Glomeromycetes; Paraglomerales; Paraglomeraceae.
AUGACCAUCAAGAAAGUCAACAAGGAUAUCAAAAAGCUUGAAAAAGUAAUCAAAGAAAUUGAAACAGACCCAGACCUUGGAACCACAAAUUCAACCAUUUACCUCGAAAAUUUCUCAACAACCUUUAAGUUUCAAACUGCUGUACAAGAUGGUCAUAUAAUUUGGGAGGACACAUCAUUCUUAUCAAAACUGCGCCAAGAAGCAUCUACAGUCCAAAACCAGAUUGCAAGAGUGGCACACAAUGUGGAUCCAGCAAUGUUAUUGUUGCAACAACCUGGGGAGGGUGAAAAGCAGGUGCAACAACCAGUUGCCUACUUCAUUCUCAAACAGAUUGCUGAAAUUUGUGAUUUGAGAGUGAUUUUAGACAGGCAAGAAGGUGGGAAUGCAGGACAGAUCUAUGCAGACCUCCACACUUAUGAUGAACAAUUUCACUCAGAAAUUUCAGCACGGCUCAAAACAAAGGCAUCAUUACCUUACAGUCUUACAUAUGCACAUGAAGUUAAAAAGGACCUGGCAGAGAAGGCAAUGGAAUGUGCUAUCCAGAACUACAACUAUGCUAAACAAUUUUUUGGAUUAGCAGGCUUGAGUCACACCAUGCCUGUAAACAACCAUGUUUGCUAUUAUAGUUUUGGAACUGAUGCACUACAGUGGUGGAUUUGUGAAGGUUGUGUGGUCAAUAAUAGAAAUGUGCAAAUCAAAAUCUCUCCCAUGUAUCGAUGGAAUUUUGAAACUGCUGAGCUGCUCACUGGAGCACUCCACUAUCAAAAAAGGCAUAGUAAUAGUUUACAGUUUCGUGCUGCUGCUACCUCACCCUUUGAUAUGUUCCCACCACCACCUUUCAAGAUGCCAGUAUUAACUGUACACAAUGAAGUCUCAGUCACAAUCAAUAAGAGAAUUGGUAUUGGACACUCUUACAUUGUCUUCCUGGGGUCAUUUGCUGAUUCCACAUGUGUAGUGAAAGUUGAACGACAAGAAGGAGUAGCCAAACAAGAAGCAGGUGUCCUCAAGCAUCUUAUUGGUGUUCGUGGGUUACCAACAGUGCAACUUGUUGGUCAUGAACAGAUUUCAGGUCAUGGAGUGAUCAUUAUAGAGCCAUUUGGUGAAACCUAUGCACAACACUACUACCAGAAUAAGAAUUGGAGAGAUGUAGUUGACACAAGGAAUGUCCAGCAAGUUGGUGCAUUACUUCUAGAUACACUUGCCAAAGUGCAUCAGCUUGGUAUAGUUCACAAUGAUAUUUCACCAAUGAAUUGUAUCAGUGCCUCAUGUUUCAAUUAUGGUGGUGAUAGUGCAAUUGACCUCACAUAUGAAAUUAUAAAUGAGAAACCUGUGGAUGUUAUCUUAAUUGAUUGGGCAUCAGCCACCCCAGCAUUUGCAAGUGAAGAACAACCUGGUACUGUUACAGGAACAGCAGCAUUUAUGAAUGAAGUUCUAAUACUAAUGGUGCUUGCUGAAGGAAUGAUGAAAAUAGAAAGGACUCCAGUUGAUGAUCUUGUAUCUUUAGCAUAUACUUUGCUUUGGAUGCGACGUGGAGGAAAUCUGCCUUGGGAGAAGUAUGGUUGUGGAGUCAAUGAAGCAGCAGAUAGGCUCAAUUUAUUGCAUGAAGCUAUGAUCAAUCUUCCAGAUAAUGAUGGCAUAGGAUCAUUUGUGUCAUGGGCUCGGUCUCUUAACAGGAUGGCAACAGUAGAUGAGAUUAAAUACAAUGAGGGAAAAAAUAAGCUUCUGAUGAUUGAGUCAUCAUCAACAACAGCAACACAUGCUAUGAAUUAUGCUUGA